UUCUGAUGUUGGUUGGUUCCACCUAAAGUAUAAAAGUUGAUCUAGUUUCAGUUAUCAAAUCAGAAUUCUUUCAAAGCUUUUCAAGUCUAUUUCUUCUUCCAUUUACAAUAAUAAAAUCAACAACAUGAAGUUCGCAAUUGUUGCCGUAGUCUUGUUGGCCAUCUCUAUGGGAGUUCAAUCAUCUAUUAUUCCUGGUCUCAGUCUUAAUUUGCUUGGUGCUACCGGACCAACUCUACAACAAGGUCCAAUUGUCAUUGGAUGGGGUGCAAGUGCAAGUGUCCCGGUUGCCCCUACAGUAGACAUUGCAUCAGCUGUUGGAGUACCUGGAGCAACAUAUGUGGCUAAGACCCUUGGUGCUGUGCAUGCUGCUCCAUUGCCUGGACAUACCCAGUCUGCUAGUGCAGUCAAUGUUAACCCUGCGCCAGGAACUUUGUAAAAUUCGUGAUACCAUGGUUUAUGUUAUUUAAAAGCUGAUUACUGUUGACGAUGAAUUCUGAUGUAGAUUUAAGAAACUAGUUUAAUAAUUGUAGAUAUGUUUAUAUUGCUUGCUUUGGUUUGAUAUUACAACUGCAUUAUUUCGAAUCAUUUAA
Molecule: messenger RNA, 590 nt
Organism: Episyrphus balteatus (marmalade hoverfly)
Lineage: Eukaryota; Metazoa; Arthropoda; Insecta; Diptera; Syrphidae
Product: adult cuticle protein 1-like
Exons: 2
Coding region: 125-436 (103 amino acids)
Source: RefSeq, a predicted model, not a curated record